Molecule: messenger RNA, 5562 nt
Organism: Salarias fasciatus (jewelled blenny)
Lineage: Eukaryota; Metazoa; Chordata; Actinopteri; Blenniiformes; Blenniidae
Product: LIM and calponin homology domains-containing protein 1
Exons: 28
Coding region: 204-4028 (1274 amino acids)
Biological process (GO): positive regulation of stress fiber assembly; regulation of focal adhesion assembly
Cellular component (GO): stress fiber
Molecular function (GO): myosin II head/neck binding
Source: RefSeq, a predicted model, not a curated record
CUCUGCUGAGCAGCAACUGGUCCGCCGUCCUCCCCGGUGCUGCUGCUGCUGCUGCUGCUGCUGCUGCAACACGGACCACCGAGCCAGGCAGACCCGCAGCGCCCCGCAGCGCCCCGCAGCGCACAGCCCCGCUGGAAUUACGCGGCUUUUUACGCGUUUCUGCAGGUUUUUGGAUCCGCGGAGAGAGAAGCGCUUCUUCUCCAAUGGCCAGUCCGGCUGCAGACAUAGGACAGUGCCAUCAGCAGCAUCACCCCGAGACAGACUCCGCGGUGCAGGAGGCGCAGACAUGGAUCGAGGCGGUGACCGGACGGUGCUUCGGUGACAGGGACUUCCGGGCAGGACUGGAGAACGGGAUUCUGCUGUGCGAGCUGCUGAGCUCCAUCAGACCCGGGCUGGUGAAGAAGAUCAACCGGCUGCCCACACCGGUCGCUGCUGUGGAUAACCUGGCUGUGUUCCUGCGGGGCUGUGAGGACCUGGGACUGAAGGGCUCUCAGCUGUUUGACCCUGGAGACCUGCAGGACUCGUCCAGCCGCCCGGCCUCCAGGGGAAGCGACUGCAGUCGGAAGCUGAGGAAUGUUUUAAUCACCAUCUACUGGCUGGGUCGCGCCACCAACAGCUGCACGGCGUACAGCGGGCCCACGCUGGACCUGAAGGAGUUCGACGGCCUGCUGUCACAGAUGCGAAAGGAGGCGGAGGAGGCAGAGAGCCCUCAACGCAGCAUCCGGGACAGCGGCUACAUCGACUGCUGGGACUCCGAGCGCAGCGACUCGCUCUCCCCGCCGCGCCACGGCCGCGAGGAUUCAUUCGACAGCCUGGACUCCUUCGGCUCGCGCUCCCGACAGACCCCUUCGCCGGACGUCCUGGUCGCCCGCGGCAGCAGCGAUGGCCGCGGCAGCGACUCGGAGUCCGAUGGGCCGCCGCACCGCAAGAUGCCCGACAUCCGGAAGGACGACAUGCUGGCGCGGCGGACGUCCGUCACCGAGCUGCGGACCGCCAUGCCCUUCAACCAGUACCUGCCCAACAAGAGCAACCAGAGCGGAUACGUGCCGACGCCGCUCCGCAAGAAGAGGGCCGACAAGGAGGACGGCGGCCGCAAGAGCUGGAGCACCGCCACCUCGCCUGUAGGGGGAGACAGACCGUUCAGUCCAAACCAGGUCUGUAGCUUAGACGUCACCCCUGCAGAGUCCCCCAGCCCGUCCCCCACCCCACCCUGUCCACCCCACAUGCAGAUUCAGAAGGAGGACGAAGCGGCGGGACAGCGGCCUUCAUCCACGCCCAGCACUGAGCUCCAUGUGGGUGUGAGGAGGAGCAGUGAGCCUCCGCCCUUUAACCCCCCCCAGCCUCACGCUGAGCCCCCCAGGGAGACUGUCGCUCCGCUGACCGCCGCCUCUGAGCACAGCACUCCGUCCCGCUCCUGCUCAGAGGAGCUCUUCCACCACUCGCUGAAGGUGGCCGCGGCCUCCGCCCACGCCGCCGCAGAGGACGCCGCUCUGAGGAAAGACUCCACGGACGCAGCGGAGGGAGAUGACAAACGGCCACAGCACGCCACCAGCCCCAGCCCCUCGGACUUCCUUCCUCUCCCCGCCGCCGUGGAAACGAGCGACAGCGGCCGGCGGAAAGAGCGAGCUCUGAGUGAACGAGACGAGCGGCGAGACGGGACGGCGUGGGCCGACUGCAGCCUCCCGGCAAAGAGUGUGAGUAUGAUCGACAUGCGUGGCGAGGAGGAGGGCGUCCUGCAGCCGCACAGCCAGGUCCGUCACGAGCUGAUGCACAACCAGUACAACCGGCUGAAGGAGGAGGAGGACCACUGGCAGGACGAUCUGGCCCGGUGGAAGAACCGGCGGAGGAGCAUCUCCCAGGACCUGAUCAAGAAGGAGGAGGAGAGGAAGAUGAUGGAGCAGCUGAUGUCCGGAGGAAGCUGCGUCUCUCAGAGGAGGAGAAGCAUCAAGACGUACCGGGAGAUCGUGGAGGACAAAGAGCGGCGUGAGGAGGAGCUGCGCCUGGCGUACCGCCGCGCCCGGACGCCGGAGGAGGCGUCGGCCAUCCUGCAGCGCUACGCCCAGCGCUUCUCCAUCAGCGAGGCGGUGCUGGAGCGCCUGCAGCUGCCCAAGCUGCUGGACCGCAGCGUCUCGGCCGACCCCGCCUUCCCCUGCGCCCUCCCGCUGUCCGUGUCCCUGUCGGCCUCGCCCACCACCCCGGACCCCUUCGACUGCGACCCCGACGGGCCCCUCAGGUACCUGCGCCAGCAGUCCGCCCCGGCCCCCAAGUUCACGUCCACGCUGGAGGCUCGGGUGGAGGAGUUUCCCAAAGACUCGGCGCCGCACCACCGGCCUCAGAUCCGCUCCCGGUCGUCCGAGCCGCCGGCGACCAGAGCCCUCUCGCCCAAAGCCGUGCCUUUGCUGACGCCCAAGCCUUACCUGUCCCGACCCUCGGCCGCCGAGACGUGGAGCAGCAAGGCCGACGGUCUGCUCAGAGUUAACGGAGACGCCGGAGGCGACGACCUUCCCGCUUCGCCCGAGAGCCGAGAAACGGAGUCGGCUCCCAGAUUCCAGGCGUCCCCGUCCCCAAGCACAGGCGGCUCGGCCGAGGCCUCGGUCCCGGUCCCGGCCCCCUCCCCCUCCCCCUCCCCCGCCGGACGGGAGAGUCCGGUGUCGACGACGGCUGAGGAGAACCAGAGAGGGACGAGUGCAGCUCCAGAGGAUUCAGCAGCACCAGCCAGGCCCACCUCGCUGCCCGCGGAGCUGCAGACGCCGGAGCAGAGCUUCGGUCAGGCCGGAGGUCGCUCAUCAGAGGAGGGCAAACCGAACGCCGAGGCGUCUGCAGAGGCGAGGCCGGGAGAAACACGGAGCGACGCGCCGAGGGAAAACGUCCAGGCCGGAGUCGAGGCACAGCAGCUUCAGGAGCGAGCCUCCCGUCCAGAAGACAGCUCACACACAGCGGCGAUGCCUCCACUCUCUUCUCUGGGACUUCAUCCAAACACAGAGUUGGAGCAGAGCGGCAGGUCUCCGCUGGCAGCCUCCAGCCCUCAGCUACGCCUGGAGUUCUUCGCUCCGUCAGAAAACCCUGACAAGGACCGCCGAGGAAAUGUGUCAGUCCCGGUGUUGCCCCAGGCCAGGCGGGCUGACCGCUGGUCUUGGGACCCGGAUGAGGAGCGAAAGCGUCAGGAAAGGUGGCAGCAGGAGCAAGAGCGCAUGCUGCAGGAGAAGUACGAGCGCGAGCAGGAGAAGCUGAGGGAGGAGUGGGAGAAGGCCCAGAGGGAGGUGGCAGAGGAGGAGAGGAAGUACCACGAGGAGGAGCGCCGGAUCCUGGAGGCCACCGUGACCCCGCUGACCCCCCGCUCCUCCGCCCUGCCCUCCCCCAGCCGGACCCAGCUCUCCUCCGCCUCCGAGCCCCGGGACGCCAUCGUCCGCUCGCUGGCCGACUGGGAACGCAAGCAGGAGCUGCUGGAGAGGCAGACGAAGGAGAGCGGCGAGAACGUGGAGUGCAGACGGAGGGAGAACGACAGGACCAGCGAUAUCAGCACGGCUGACGACAGCAUGAAAACCGGCAGGAGCCUGAUGAGUAUGAGCAGCAGUCAGGCGGAGACGGCCGCCCACAGCUUACAGAACGGCCAGAAGCCUCCUCCAGCCAGCGGCAAGGCCUCCACUCCCGUCAAGAAGCCGCAGGAAGCGUCGGACAGCGGCCGGUCCGGCCGGCCCGCCGGAGAGCGAAGGAGCGGCUCCUCUGACAGUAAGGGCCGCGGCCCCUGCCGGCCCCCCGCCGCAGCCUCAGAGCCUCCAGCGCCCAACAGGUCGGUCAGCGGGAAGAAGCUGUGCUCCAGCUGCGGCCAGCCUUUAGGGAAGGGGGCCGCCAUGAUCAUCGAGACCCUCAGCCUCUACUUCCACAUCCACUGCUUCAAGUGCGGCGUCUGUAAGGGCCAGCUCGGGGACACCACCACCGGGACGGACGUCCGGAUCAGGAACGGCCUCCUCAACUGCCACCAGUGCUACAUCCGCUCCCGCUCGGCCGGACAGCCCACCACGUUGUGACGCUGGACUGAGAGAGAAAGGCUCGGCGGAAGAAGCUCCAUCGCUGUUUCAACCCCGUGUUCUGUAAAUCCCGUCCUCCAGCGCGCCGGGAUCUUCACGUCCUGCGUCAGAGACUCCUCGGCCGGCAGACAGUCCAGCAGCUCCUCUGGAGCGUGACAGAAAUGUGGAUUUGAUUGGUUCUCAUCCUGCUGGGGGGGGGCUUCACACACUCCUGAUGGAUCCAUGAACACUGUUAUUAAAACCUGCUAGAUUCUCUUUUCCUCCAGUCUGGCUUCACAUGAUGGAAAUGUAGAAAAUCACAUCACUUUUUUUAAUCAACAGAGGAAAGUUGUAAUUAUUUGAAAGGAGAAAAAGUGAACAUAAUGCUGAAUUAGUAUUUCAGGAGCUGGGAUAUUGGCUGGAAGUUAUAUGAAUAUGAAUUUUAUGCUCCUUCAACCUGGAGUAACACCAAACACGGACAUGCAAUGAGUUAAAAAAGUGCAAUAUGGGCAGGAGUUGCAUCUUGAAGAGCAGUUCUUCUCCCUCGGCUCUCUUCAGCAUCAAAAGGAUCUUCUCAUGUGGAGUUUGAGUUGGCUUUAAGGCAAUAAGAGGGCUUGUGGGCAGCAGGGCGCUCCCGUCGGGUCUGUGGAGACUUUAACGUGCCUUAGGAAGGAAGACGAAUGCAGGAAGCUACACGCCAGCUGUGUGCUGUUUCAUUUGACCUUUGUGUUUCAUACGUUUUCUUUGGGGUGCAUGAUGGAGGGACUGGGCCGAACUGAAACUCCGGAGCUGCGCUCUCCUUCCCAUCCUGCUUUUAUCUCUUUCCUCUCUGACUGGUGGUGAAAGCUGAGGCCACAGUAGAAAGCAGGGGACUGUAUGAUUCCUUCAGACGGGAAAACCAUUGAUUUUAUUUUGAAUGUUGUUUUAUUCUAGAGAGAUUUAGGCUUCUGUAUGAUAUGAAAUGAGGUAAUUUUGAUAAUUGCUCAGUAAUAGAGUUCAUUUAUCCAUUAAAGUAUAUGUAAAGAAUACAGGACAUGUAACAUGUAGACAAACAGCAGACAUGAACACAAACCAGCAGCAGUGCAAUAUCUGGAAGAAAACUAAAGACGAACCCGUGCGGCUCCUUUCAGCGCUCCUGCUUGUUUUUUAUUAUUUUAAACUGAGAGGAGCUCCGUUCUCUUGUGGAUGUGAAAAGAAUAAGAUGCACGUUUAAGCCUAAAACCAAAUGAUUUGCUGGAUGAAGGCAAACUAGCAGCCUGAUCCUCCUCUUCCUCUACCUGAACUCCUCUUCCUCCUCUUCCUCCUCUCCAGCUGAGCUUCUCCUCUUCAUCUCUCUGAUCUUCAGUAUUUUAAAGCUUCUGUUUCUUUGUGUAUUUAGUUUUUAGUUGAAUAAAUCUCAGCUGAGUCGCUUCUCGAUCUCUGAAUGGAAACUUUAACGUCUGUUCUGUAUUUAUUGUAAUAUUCACCUCAACACUAUCCCAGUUAUAGAUGAAUUCCAUGUUUAAAUGCAACUGCAUUUAUAGCAUACUGUAUGUUUAUAAAUAAAAUGUUAUUA